Messenger RNA from Cyclocybe aegerita, 2088 nucleotides. The record is from the annotation of a GenBank genome assembly. Lineage: Eukaryota; Fungi; Basidiomycota; Agaricomycetes; Agaricales; Hemipholiotaceae.
AUGGCUCCCCGCGUCUCAGCCCUCAAGCUGCCCCAGCACUCGGCCACCACGUCCCCCGCCUCGUCCCCCGACAUGCACCACCGCCCGCUGCCCACCGUCCGCUCCUCGUCCUCGCUGUCACAGAGCGUCGUCUCCAGCAGGGUCCCCACCCCCCGUCACUCCCCCCUCCUCCCCUCCGCGUCCCCCAAACACGCCGAGAAGUUCCCGUUCGGCCCUGACUACCACCAGCCGCUGCAUCAACACCAGCAGCAGCAGCAGCCUACGAUAUGUGGCCUCCCUCUAAAAUACGUAUCACUCGUCACCCUCGCAGUCCAAAACGCCGCGCUCUCGAUAGUCAUGCACUACUCGCGCGUCUCAACGCCCCCCGCGCUCUCCUACUCCCCCGCCUCCGCCGUCCUGCUCAACGAGCUCCUCAAGGGUUCCAUCUCCUUCUUCAUCGCCCUCCUCAACUCGCCCCUCCUCUCCUCCUCACCACCACCACCCUACCACCCUCUCACCCGCCGCCACCGCUCCUCCUCCUUCUUCCCCAUCCUCCUCUGGCACGCCUUCGCCGACCUCUGCGCCGAGGUCUUCAGCCCCGACGCCUGGAAGCUCUCCAUCCCCGCCAUCCUCUACGUCAUCCAGAACUCCCUCCAGUUCGUCGCCAUCGCAAACCUCCCCGUCGCUUCCUUCCAGGUCACAUACCAGAUGAAGAUCCUCACCACCGCCGCCUUCUCCGUCGCCCUCCUCCGCAGGAAGCUGAGCUCGACCAAGUGGCUCUCGUUGUUCUUCCUGGCCAUUGGGGUAGGGAUUGUCCAGAUUCAAACAACGAUGGGCGCGGGGCACGUCACGAGCAAGCCGUCAGGAGCGACAGAGGGCGCGGUGGGCAGCGCACACGACUACCACAUGCACACCAUGAACCCGCUCAAGGGCUUCGGCGCCGUCACCGCCGCAUGCUUCACCUCGGGCCUCGCCGGCGUCUACUUCGAGAUGGUCCUCAAGGGCUCCAAGGCCGACCUCUGGGUGCGCAACCUCCAGCUCUCCCUCUUCUCCCUCAUCCCCGCGCUCCUCCCCAUCCUCUACGCCUCCCCCCACUCCGACUCGCGCGGCUUCCUCGCGGACCUCUUCCGCAACUUCGGCGCCUGGGCCUGGGCGACGGUCGCCAUACAGGUGUUCGGCGGGCUCGUCACGGCGGUGGUCAUCAAGUACUCGGAUAACAUCCUCAAGGGCUUCGCGACGAGCCUCUCGAUCGUCCUCUCUUUCCUCGCGUCGGUCGUGCUGUUUGAUUUUAGGAUCACGCCCGGGUUUGUGAUUGGGGCGUCGACGGUGCUGGGCGCGACGUGGAUGUAUAACCAGCCGGCGCGUUCGACUGCGUUGAGUACGUCGUUGCCGUCGACUGCCCCGCCGUCGCCAUCGAAGGAGAAGGAAAAGGACCUCAGCUUCUCGAUCGUCCUGAACGACGCGUCGCCCACGAGCUCGGGCAGGUCCUCGCCCUCCGCCUCGCCGUACUUCCCUGGAACGCCGUUGGUCGAUACUUCAAAUGCCUCCUUCUCUUCAAACCCCUCUGCGUCCGCGUCCGUUCUAGGACUAGGCGUCGGCUCCUUCAUGCGCCGCAAAUCAAGCGGCUUCGGGGCAGCAGGAGGCAGCAGUCGGAAUAGCAGCAGCGCGUCUCUGUCUGCUCUGCUUACUGCGCCUCUCUCUCCGCUCACUUCGUCCACCUCUACCUCUAACGCUAACUCUGCCUCUGCCUCCAACUCCAACUCCAACUCCAACUCCAAUUCUUACGCCAACGCCAAUUCAUACGCCAACGCCAACGCCAAUUCUUACGCCAACCCCACCUCGGCUAAUAGCGUGAGUAUGACGAAAGGCGCGCUCGGCCUCGCAGAGUCAGGCGAGCUCGUGCACCCGCCCGAGGGCCUGCGCACGGCGGAUGGGACGCCGUUCUCGAGUAGGACGCCGUCGAGGGUGCCGUCGAGGGCGCCGAGCCCGAGUCCGAGUCCGAGUCAUACAACAACUGGAGGAGGAGGGUUGAAUGUGGGCUUGGGCCCGUUUGCGCGGUCGGUUAGUGGGGAGUGGAGUAGUGCGAAUGGGAAUGGGCAGGGGUCAUGA